Molecule: messenger RNA, 1708 nt
Organism: Sinocyclocheilus grahami
Lineage: Eukaryota; Metazoa; Chordata; Actinopteri; Cypriniformes; Cyprinidae
Gene: prss59
Product: serine protease 59, putative
Exons: 9
Coding region: 6-1448 (480 amino acids)
Biological process (GO): proteolysis
Molecular function (GO): serine-type exopeptidase activity; dipeptidyl-peptidase activity
Source: RefSeq, a predicted model, not a curated record
AUCACAUGACAGAGAAUCAGUUGCGCUUCAAAAUGGCUUUGGGAUGUAAUAGGUUUCAGAAAGCCUCUGCAGUACUUGCAGUAGUUUUGGCGUGUGUUUUAUGCGCGCCGUGUGCUGCUCGCUCGCACAGAUAUGCAGCUCAGCUGGAGUCUGCAACAGCAGCAGCGGAGGAGGAGGCGCAGUGGUUCAUCCAGAGACUCGAUCACUUCAACGGGGCCGAGGCUCGAGUCUGGAAACAGAGAUAUUUCGUGAAUGACACCUUCUAUAGACCCGGUGGUCCGGUCUUCCUGAUGAUCGGGGGUGAAGGUCCGGCAAACCCCGCCUGGAUGCAGUACGGAACCUGGCUGCUUUACGCACAGAAACUGGGCGCCUUGUGCUUGUUACUGGAGCACCGAUUCUACGGGAAGAGUCACCCGAGGGACCCUCCGAAAGAAAGAAAGAAAGAAAGAAAGAAAGAAAGAUGGAGACACGAGAUGCAUGUGUUUUGCCUGUUAGAAGAAUCCCAGAGCUCUCCGUCUGUGUGGUUAGAUGACGUGAAUGACUCCAUGUCUGUCGAUGCAGAUGUCAAACUCUGUGACUGUGGUCUGUCCUGCAAAUAUUUAGAGGUUGUGUGGCGAUCGCUGGCGGCGGAAAACCCAGAGUGCCCUCUAGUGGUGAAGAAAGCAUCGGACACGCUGGUAGAGCGACUUAAUGACCCGAAAACUUAUGACAACAUCACAAAAGACUUCAGGUUGUGCUCUAAGCUCCAGAUCCAGUCCAAGAUGGAUUCCGCGUAUCUGUUGGAGUCCUUGGCUGGGAAUUUUAUGGAUGUAGUGCAAUACAAUGAGGACAACCGGGCGUUUGAGGGUGUUGUGGGCACUAACAUCACCAUAAAGGUGUUGUGCAGUGUGAUGCUGGACUCUUCGUUAGGUGAGCCGUACGAUCGAUACGCCGCUGUGGCUCGACUGAUGCAGAACACAUUCUCUCAGGCGUGCAUAAACACCCAGUACAAGAGCUACAUCCAGGACAUGAGCAACACAAGCUGGAGCGGCCCUGAGGCCGGAGGAGGGCGGCAGUGGGUGUAUCAGACCUGCACUGAAUUUGGUUUUUAUCAGAGCACCGAUUCACCGAACCAGCCCUUCAGUGGAUUUCCCUUACACUAUCACCUGCAGCAGUGCGCUGACAUAUAUAAUCUCAGCACCUCGUUGGACGAUGCUAUUCAGCAGACCAAUGAAGAAUACGGAGGAUAUGACAUCAGAACCACUCGCAUCGUCUUCCCCAAUGGUUCCAUUGACCCCUGGCAUGCCCUUGGAGUGACCCGGGACAUCACAAGCGACCUUCUGGCUGUCUUUAUCAAAGGUACGGCUCACUGCGCUAACAUGUACCCGGCCCGAGCGGAAGACCUUCCUCAGCUGAGUUUAGCACGGGACCAUAUCUUCAUCAUGCUCCAGAAGUGGCUGGCCGAGUGACUGACAGCAGCAGCAGCCAAUCAGGAGCACAGACGUGUGUAAUGGCCAAUCACGAUGUUUAAUGAUACCAUGGCAAUGCAAAGAAGGAAUUUUCUUGCUUUAGAAAUCCAUUUUGAUGGUUUUUAUAACAAUCUUGAAUUCAAAAUCAGUUUUGUAUGUAAUAUGUUUAUGAAAGUAUGUCUUCUUUUCUUGAUGUAAAUCACUUGUGUAUAUUUUGCAGCAGAGGUUUCUCAAUAAAAUAAAUUUUGUAAUGUUAAAAA